GGGGAUGAUAGUGGCCAACAAUCUCUCUUCUCGUGCCCAGCUGGGCCUAGUUUUUCCCCGGGUUCGGAGGCGGGAGGUCGCAGGACCGAUCGCCGCCGCCGCCAGGCCGCUCCGCGACUCGCCGCGAGGGGAUGUCUUCCCCCGAGAGGAGACGUCGUCACGUCGGAGGGUGACAACCGCGCGGCCGCAGUCAGUGAUAGCUCCAGAGUGAUUGUGAAGUGAAUUCGUGGCAGUGCGUCACCUUCCAGGAUCAGUGAUGUGCGUAGCGAGGCGUGGAACUAAGUGAGAGAAACACCGACGAACCGGACCCCGACAGGCUCUGUCGCUGAGCCGAGCACUCCCACCACCUCCAUCGAGAUGGGGCUGGACUUCCUGGUGUCUCCGCGGUGCUACCAGCUGUAUGCCGCCGCCCUGAAGUCGAGCCAGUCGUCGGUGCCGGAGGACUGGAAGGAGCAGCUGGCGAGGGCUGUGGAGGACCUGCCGGAGGACGCCACGGUGCACGAGCUCAUCAAGACCGUCGCCGCUCUCUCGCCGGACCGCGCGCGCACCCUCAUACAGGUGCUGGAGGAGGAGGUGUCGGUGAUGGAGGACGUGGUGGACCACGAGGCGCUGGAGCGGAUCAAGCGCAUACGGCGCGAGCAGCAGACGGAGAUGAAGGCGCUUGCGGCAACGGCGAAGCAGACGCGCGUCGCGGCUCUGGAGGCGUACCGCCAGCUCAUGACCCACUACCCGACCUUCCAAUGGGACCCCUACUACAGCGACCCCAACUACCUGCAGAACCUCGUCUACGAACGGGAUGCCGAGGAGAGAAGAGCAGAGCAGGAGAAAGUGGAGGAUACAAUUGAGCAGAACCUGGCAGAGAAGAAAUUCUUGAUGGCUGAAAUUAAAGAACUGCGAGAGCAGCGGGCAGUUCUGCAGAGCCGCAUGGAUGACGGCUGCGAACUCGACCUGGAGGAGGAACUCCGCAAGGCGCGGCGCGAGAACCAGCUGCUGCGCGACCACUACACCCACCUCUGCAGUCUUGUUGAACAGCAGGAACCAAGAAGCCCAUGUUCACCUUCAAGUGAUUACUAAGUGAUCUCACAACAGACUUGAGUCAGUGAUGCAGUCUUCCUCUUGAUGUUCUCUUGAGAAUUGCUGUAAAAAUAUGUCUUCAUAUGCUUAGUGCUUGUCAAAUCAUAUGUUAAAAGUAGCAGUAAUACAAAUACUUACAGAAAUUUAAAAAACA
This is a messenger RNA of Schistocerca piceifrons (Central American locust), 1228 nucleotides long. RefSeq lists its product as uncharacterized. The transcript is spliced from 7 exons. The record is from RefSeq and is a predicted model, not a curated record. Lineage: Eukaryota; Metazoa; Arthropoda; Insecta; Orthoptera; Acrididae. The coding region runs from base 358 to 1074 and encodes 238 amino acids.